CUCAUCCUUCUCAAUUACGUCGAAGUAGUGAUCCCGCUCGUCUUCACAAUUUACUUGAUAGUCACGUAUCAAUUGCCCAACAGAGACUAUUACGCUGUAUUUGACGGCAUGGAUGGAGCACAGCUCGUCCAGACCUUGCAAAACGUAAUGUUCUACUGCUCCCUGCAGCUGGCGUCAUUGCUACUUUUAAUCUAUAUGCUAAGGCGAAUGCUUGGGCUUCCACCAACAAGGCAGCUAGCGUUUGUCCUGGAGAAGCAGUUCCACUGGGUGCAGACUAGCCUCGUUUUCUGUGUCUUUUACAACGUCCAGGCAUCUCUGAAGCACUGUGGCUACGACUACAGCUUCCGGUUUGCGUAC
This is a messenger RNA of Phytophthora sojae, 357 nucleotides long. RefSeq lists its product as hypothetical. The transcript is spliced from 3 exons. NCBI's taxonomy places the organism in Eukaryota, Oomycota, Peronosporomycetes, Peronosporales, Peronosporaceae. The annotation marks the transcript as partial. The record is from RefSeq and is a predicted model, not a curated record.